This is a messenger RNA of Salvelinus sp. IW2-2015, 622 nucleotides long. The record is from RefSeq and is a predicted model, not a curated record. NCBI's taxonomy places the organism in Eukaryota, Metazoa, Chordata, Actinopteri, Salmoniformes, Salmonidae.
AUGCGGCAGAGGAAUCCGUCUUGGGAUAUCGACUUGUGCGACUAUAAUGGUGAUCUCACACUGGACCCAAACACAGUACACAGACUCCUCUCUCUGUCUGAGGAGAACAGAAAGGUGACAUGGAGGAGAAAGAAGCAAGAGCCGUAUCCUGAUCACCCAGAGAGAUUUAAGGACUGGCAGCAGGUGCUGUGUAGAGAGGGUCUGACUGGGCGCUGUUACUGGGAGGUAGAGUGGAGUGGGAGAGGUGCUGUUAUAGGAGUGACAUAUAAAGGAAUCAGCAGGAGAGGAGAGUUUAAUGACUGUUGUCUUGGAUACAGUGACAAGUCCUGGAGUCUGGACUGCUCUGACAAAAGUUACACUGCCUGGCACAAUAAUAAUGACACUACCAUAGACGUCCCCUCCUCCAGUCCCCACAGAGUAGGAGUGUAUCUGGACUGGCCAGCCGGCACUCUAUCCUUCUAUAGAGCUUCCUCUAACACACUGACCCACCUGUACACAUUCACCUCCACAUUCACUGAGCCCCUCUAUCCAGGGUUUUAUGUUUGGUAUGUUGACUCUUCAGUGUCCCUGGAAAUAAUAACCUGACACACACACACACUGGAAACACACACACACUGGACAC